UAUAAUACCAGCGCGUGGUACCCGAAGCAUUUCGAUGCCAGCUACAGCCCCUUCCUCCACGCAAAGUAAGAAGGAAACAAAAACAAGAGGAUCAAGCUUGGUUCGGUGAAGCGAAGGAUCGAGACCCCUUUUCCGUUGUCAGCGCAGUGAUGGGCCAGUCCAAGCAACAGAGAGCGGCGGAACACGGACAAGACAACCGGUCUAAGAAGCAGAAGAACAAGCGGGCGAAAGACGAGGGCGACGACGACGGCGGCGGCGGCGGCGGAGACGAAGCCUCGUUCCCGCUCAUGAGGCUGCCGCGCGAGCUGCGCAACCGCGUGUACGAAUUCCACCUCGAGUCCGUGUACGAGGCGUCGCGGCCGCUGAGUCGGCUGCGCGAGGUCGUCGACGGGAGCGCGGAGCCGUCCGUGGCCGCGCUCCAGGACGUGUGGAGCGCCGAGCGCGGCGCCGUCGUCUACCGCGGCUACUACCAGCCCGUGUACCACGCGGAGCUCCGGCCGGGCGACGUCGAGGAGUACUACUGGGUGCACGGGACCGGGUGGGUGGCGAGGGAGUACACGACGCCGGCGCUGCUGGCCGUGGCCGGGUCGCGGGCGGCGCGGGAGGCGCACGAGUGCUACGUCGAGCGCAAGCUGCUCGUCGACCUCGACACCGUCAACCGGUUCCAGACGUGGUGUCUGGACCUGCCGGACGAGGGCAUCCGGCGCAUCCGGCGCCUGCACGUCGCCUGCCGCGCCUCGUACGCGGCCCCGGCGCGGCUGCGCGGCCGCCUCGACGCCGCCACGCAGCUGACGUCCGACCGGCCGCUGUUUCUGAUCCGCGUCGCCGACGCCAGCCGCGAGCUCGUCGUCUCGGCGCUGUACCGCCCCGUCGACCACGAGCUGCGCGUGCUGCGGAGAAACUUGGCCACGCUGGUCGCGCCCCUGCUCGAGAAGGGAAAGUCGUCGUUCGACGGCGAGGACGUCGUCGAGGCCCUCUUCGCGCUCCACUGCAAGACCGUCGGCGAACGCGACAGAAUCGUGAUCGGGCCUUUGAAGAAGGGCAUCAUAGGCUGGACGUUCGUCCUCGACGAAGACGACGUUGCGGGCAUCGGCCCUCUGGACGGCCGGUCGCCCCAGGACUUGAUCGAGGAGAUUCACGACCGCAGCAAUCUGAGGAGGCAGCGUCUUUUUCGGGCGCGUAUUGGCGAAGGCAUUCUUGACAGUUGAUGGAUGGUUACUGCGGCACAAGCUUUUUAUUGUUGCUUUCUUUUCCCCAGUGUCUAGUCUCUGUGGAAGCUAGUCUGAGUCUUGAUUGUACAGUCUAGAGCGAUUGAAGGACGUACUAACUCAACCUCGUUCCAUCCAUCCAAUUUAGUGCUCAUAUCUCUCUUUGUCAAUUAUUCAUUUGAAGCAUAAUCACGAUAGAAAGCG
Messenger RNA from Verruconis gallopava, 1412 nucleotides. RefSeq lists its product as uncharacterized. The record is from RefSeq and is a predicted model, not a curated record. The transcript has a single exon. NCBI's taxonomy places the organism in Eukaryota, Fungi, Ascomycota, Dothideomycetes, Venturiales, Sympoventuriaceae. Bases 150 to 1208 code for a protein of 352 amino acids.